UUUCCCACACUCCCACCAUCAGGACACUCUUUUUAUGAGCGACUUAGAUUCAGGUGUUUGGCUUCCUCUUUGUGGCCCGAGCAGACGCAAGAGGACCCUGGAGAAGGGCUUUUUCUGCCCAGUAAGGCAGGGGUUAAAAGGAAGAGUUGCAACAUAUCUCCUUUCUAGACUGAGUCACCUCCCUCUACUGCCCCACUUCCCCCCCUCCAUAGCCCCAGCCAAAAUAUUAUAAAGAGGGACUAGAGGCAAAGGCGGGGGACUGGGAGGCUGGGACUUGGGCGAUCUCUCGGCCCCACAGGGAUUCCAGCAGCAAGAGACACUCUCCCUGCAUUUGGUUUCUCCGGCUGGGAUGGGAGGCAUGAACUGGAAGCCGCUGUGGCUGGGAUGUCUCUUUCCCAUCAUGGUGGUAGGGAGGUCUGUGAAGCCUGUGGAUCCGGAGGAGGCUCUGGAUUACCUGAUAAAGUACGGAUACCUGCAGAAGCCUCUGGAGAGAAUGGCUGAUGGGUUUGGGCCAGCAGAGGUGGCGGAAGCAGUGAGAACCUUCCAGGAAGUUUCAGAGCUGCCCACCUCUGGGCAGUUGGAUUGGAUAACAAGAGCACGAAUGGGGCAGCCCCGCUGUGGCCUGGAGGACCCCUUCAACCAGAAGAUCCAAAAAUAUUCACUGUUAGGUCGAUGGCGGAAGAGGCAUCUAACAUUCCGCAUCUUGAAUUGGCCAUCCACCCUCCCAGUCCACACUGCCCGGACAGCCCUGCUUACUGCCUUCAGAUACUGGAGCAGGGUAGCCAACCUGAGCUUCCGAGAGGUGCAGGCAGGCUGGGCAGACAUCCGUCUCUCCUUCCAUGGAAAAUACAGUGCCUACUGCUCAAAAGGUUUUGAUGGACCUGGGAAUGUUCUGGCCCAUGCUGACAUCCCUGAAUUGGGCAGUGUACACUUUGAUGAAUCAGAGACGUGGACAGAGGCAACAAAAAUGGGGGUGAAUCUUCGCAUCAUUGCAGCCCAUGAGCUGGGCCAUGCACUAGGGUUGGGCCAUUCCAGAUACCCACAGGCUCUCAUGGCACCUGUUUAUUCUGGCUUCCGGCCCUACUUCCAGCUUCACUUUGAUGAUGUGGCAGGGAUCCAGGCCCUCUAUGGCAAGAGGACCCUUCCUCAGAGUGAAGAGGAGGAGCAAGAGGAAAUUGAGGAGGAAGGGAAUGGAGCUUCCAUUGUAACUCCCAGGCCCACACUGCCCAGAGCUGUGCCUGACCCUUGCAGUGGGGAGCUGGAUGCCAUAAUGCUAGGUCCUUAUGGAAAGACAUAUGCCUUCAAAGGAGAUUAUGUGUGGACAGUCACAGGCUCCAGACUGGGACCGCUUUCCCACGUGGGGACCUUAUGGAGUGGACUCCCAGGAAACCUGGAUGCUGCCGUCUAUUCUCCUCGUACAAAACGGAUCCACUUCUUUAAGGGUAAUUUGAUCUGGCGAUAUAUGGGUUUCAAAUUGGUCCCUGGCUUCCCGAAGAAGCUAAACCAGGUGGGGCCCAACUUGGAUGCAGCUCUGUAUUGGCCCCUCAACCAGAAAAUCUUCCUCUUCAAGGGCUCUGGGUAUUGGCAGUGGGAUGAGCUGGCAGUGAAUGACUUCAGUCGUUACCCAAAGCCAAUAGGAAAGCUGUUCACAGGGGUGCCAGACAAGCCCUCUGCUGCCUUGAGCUGGCAGGAUGGCAAAGUCUACUUCUUUAAGGGCAAAAAAUACUGGCGGCUGAACAAGCAGCUUCGAGUGGAGAAAGGAUUUCCCAAGGACACCGCCCAGAACUGGAUGCAUUGUCUCCCCCCAACCACGGGCAUCCCAAAAUCAACUACUAGCUCCAUCCCAAGAACCGUCCAAGACUUAGCCAACAACACUACCACUUCCUUCUCAGCUCCAGAUAUAUCCUCUUCAUUCUUUUCCAGUGCCACUCUUGUUCAGGACUAGGAAUUGACCCCAUUCUUCAGAUCAUGGGUACCCUAACCCUGAAGGACUGCCCACCCUACUAAGGACAGUCCCAUCAGCUGUGGGCAACAUAAAGAUGAGUCCUGGGCUCAUCUUUCCACUCUAGGCAAGGGUACUUUCCCCUGGGCUACAGACAUUCUUUGUACCAAACAUCAAGUACUCCCUGGCUGCCCACACACCAUCUCCCUCAUCUUGGACAGCAUCAUCAGCUUCAGGACCCAAGGGCAGCUCUGUGUGUUUGGGGCCAUCUCCAAUGUCAACCGUUGUGUAGACUACAAAGUGGAUCUUUAGGGAUCUGGCUGGAGGGAAAGGGAGUAUUUGCUAACCAGGACAAACAAUGCUUAGAAGUUAGUGUGGUUAGGUUCUCUUUGUAGUUCUUGCUUUAGUCAAUGAAGUUCAAAUUGGGCAUCCCUAUGGAAUCUGGGGAUGAGGGAAAAAAUGUCAUCUUCUGAAACUGAAGUUAGAGUCAGUAGCUGAAUGAUGAAACAGCCCUCCUUGGUGAUCGGGUCAGAGAUGUUGGGUCUGCCCCAGUGAGAAAAGAGCCAUGAAUAAAUGUUGAGGUCUGACCCAGGGAGAAAGAAGCCACAAAUAAAUCUCACAGAGACACUGCUGUGUUCUUCUUCACUGUGUUCCUGUUCAUUCUUCAGCAUUUGGAUCCUAACAGAGCCGGCACCCUGGGAGAUGCAAACCUCUCCCUCAUCACUGCAUCUUCCAUUUCUCUCAUGCACUGAUCAUAUGCUUAUUUAUAAAGAUGACUUGAGAAUGCCUUCUCAUCAUACUAGACUAUAAGCCCCUGGAGGGCAAGGACCAAGUCUUAUUUAUCUUUUUUAUCUACCCAAGCACCUAAUGGUGUGCUUCCCAGAGUAGAUGGUUAACAUGUUUGUUGGAUCAAUAAAAGAAGGAAAUCAGAUCAAGCAUUUAAGAAACACUAGAUGCUGGGCUAAGGAAGAUGGGAAUGUGAGAAUGUGAGGGGGUUUCCAGAUGCUGAUCUCAAGGGUAAGAAAGCUGGAAUCUACUUUACUGGGUCCCAAAAGAUCCAGGACAAAGUUAUAUAACAGAAUGGUCUGCAGGAGGACCAAAUUCAUCACCGUGUCUCUGAUUCUAAGGAUUGCUUCCAGAUAUUUAGAAAUAUAGAAAAGUAUAAUGGGGGGGCAAUUUAUUAGACUACCCUUGUUUGAUGAAAACAUCCCUUACUCUUAUUUAUUCUUUACAGUGUUUCUGUAUUUAUCAAGCAAACCUUUGAUCCUUUAAUUUGGUUCUCAGGUGAGAAUGCCUGUGAUUGGCACUGGAGAUGUAGCUGGAUAUAAUUCCUAUUACCAAUAAAUUGGUAUCCAUGUUAAUAAUUCAGGUCAUGUGAUUGGUUAGACUGAACGAAUUCCUCAGAUUCUAAUGUUUCUGGGUGACAUUUUGUAACCGAUAAUAUUAUUACUAAACAUUUAAAAAAUAUCAAAUGUGUAUUUUCAGUUUUUUCUUUCUAAAUAAAUAAAUCCUUACCUUUU
This is a messenger RNA of Monodelphis domestica (gray short-tailed opossum), 3462 nucleotides long. It is a transcript of the gene MMP19, whose product is annotated as matrix metallopeptidase 19. Gene Ontology annotation, cellular component: extracellular matrix. Gene Ontology annotation, molecular function: zinc ion binding; metalloendopeptidase activity. Gene Ontology annotation, biological process: proteolysis; collagen catabolic process; extracellular matrix organization. NCBI's taxonomy places the organism in Eukaryota, Metazoa, Chordata, Mammalia, Didelphimorphia, Didelphidae. The record is from RefSeq and is a predicted model, not a curated record.